AUGACCACCACCAACCUCCAAGAUCUCAAUGCCAAGAUGCAGGCUCUCAUCGAGCAUGUCUCCCCCACCUCGCAACCCCACACCCCACCACGCAGGAUCUUUCCAAACACCUCAUUAUCUUACCUCUCACAAACAAAGAGUAUGAUACUAACAAUUCGAAACAGAGCCUUUGAAUCACACCCCCAGUGCCGACCCCCCAACACCCACCCAACUAUCUUCUUCCUGUACGACUUCGUCCGCAACUCCUUCAACCAGCUGAUGGCGGUCGACGCCGACAAGUACGCUGCUGGUGAUAGUGGUGCUAAGACCACUGUGGAUGAAGUCGAGGGUCGCAAUGGGUUUGCUAACAUGCUCAUUAAUGACACCUCUGGCAAGCUCUCCAUGAUGACCGGCGGUAACCCCUCCAACCCUGCUGAUUUCGGUGCGGAGAUCAAGGCUAAGGCUCUCGCUUUGACUCAGUAA
Molecule: messenger RNA, 462 nt
Organism: Penicillium robsamsonii
Lineage: Eukaryota; Fungi; Ascomycota; Eurotiomycetes; Eurotiales; Aspergillaceae
Exons: 1
Coding region: 1-462 (153 amino acids)
Source: RefSeq, a predicted model, not a curated record